GCGCCCGGCUCCCCCCGGCACAGUCCCCUCGCAGCGGCAGAUGUGCGUGGGGGCGGCCCACGGCGGGGACUAUGGUGAAAUUCCCGGCGCUCACGCACUACUGGCCCCUGAUCCGGUUCCUGGUGCCCCUGGGCAUCACCAACAUCGCCAUCGACUUCGGGGAGCAGGCCUUGAACCGGGGCAUCGCGGCCGUCAAGGAGGACGCGGUGGAGAUGCUGGCCAGCUAUGGGCUGGCCUACUCGCUGAUGAAGUUCUUCACGGGGCCCAUGAGCGACUUUAAGAACGUGGGCCUGGUGUUCGUCAACAGCAAGCGGGACCGGACCAAGGCGGUGCUGUGCAUGGUGGUGGCGGGGGCUGUUGCUGCCGUCUUCCACACCCUGAUCGCAUACAGCGACCUGGGCUACUACAUCAUCAACAAGCUGCACCAUGUGGACGAGUCCGUGGGGAGCAAGACGAGAAGGGCCUUCCUGUACCUGGCUGCCUUCCCCUUCAUGGACGCCAUGGCCUGGACCCACGCGGGCAUCCUCCUGAAGCACAAGUACAGCUUCCUGGUGGGCUGCGCCUCCAUCUCUGACGUCAUAGCGCAGGUGGUCUUCGUCGCCAUUCUGCUGCACAGCCACCUGGAGUGCCGCGAGCCGCUGCUCAUCCCCAUCCUGUCGCUGUACAUGGGCGCCCUGGUGCGCUGCACCACGCUGUGUCUCGGCUACUACCGCAACAUCCACGACGCCAUCCCCGACAGGAGCGGCCCCGAGCUGGGGGGAGACGCGACCAUAAGGAAGAUGCUGAGCUUCUGGUGGCCACUGGCCCUCAUCCUGGCCACGCAGCGGAUCAGCAGGCCCAUCGUCAACCUCUUUGUCUCCCGGGACCUUGGGGGCAGCUCUGCAGCCACGGAGGCAGUGGCGAUUCUGACGGCCACGUACCCUGUGGGCCACAUGCCGUACGGAUGGCUGACGGAGAUCCGCGCCGUCUACCCUGCCUUCGACAAGAACAACCCCAGCAAUAAACUGGUGAGCACCAGCAACACGGUGACGGCCGCCCACAUCAAGAAGUUCACGUUCGUCUGCAUGGCCUUGUCUCUGACGCUUUGCUUCGUGAUGUUCUGGACCCCGAAUGUCUCCGAGAAGAUCCUCAUCGACAUCAUCGGGGUGGACUUCGCCUUCGCCGAGCUGUGUGUCGUGCCCCUGCGCAUCUUCUCCUUCUUCCCUGUGCCAGUGACCGUGCGCGCGCACCUCACCGGCUGGCUCAUGACGCUCAAGAAGACCUUCGUGCUGGCGCCCAGCUCAGUGCUCCGCAUCAUCGUGCUCAUCGCCAGCCUGGUGGUCCUGCCCUACCUGGGGGUCCAUGGCGCCACCCUGGGCGUGGGCUCCCUCCUGGCCGGCUUCGUGGGCGAGUCUGCCAUGGUGGCCAUCGCCGCCUGCUACGUCUACAGGAAGCAGAAGAAGAAGGCGGAGAACGGCACGGGCACCGAGGGCGAGGACUCGGCCAUGACGGACAUCCCCGCAGCCGAGGAGGGCGCCGACGUGGUAGAGAUGCGGGAGGAGACCGAGUAAGGCCCCCCGCCCGCCCGCC
Molecule: messenger RNA, 1569 nt
Organism: Sorex fumeus (smoky shrew)
Lineage: Eukaryota; Metazoa; Chordata; Mammalia; Eulipotyphla; Soricidae
Gene: ANKH
Product: ANKH inorganic pyrophosphate transport regulator
Exons: 13
Coding region: 72-1550 (492 amino acids)
Biological process (GO): phosphate ion transmembrane transport
Cellular component (GO): membrane
Molecular function (GO): phosphate transmembrane transporter activity
Source: RefSeq, a predicted model, not a curated record